AGAUUUAUGUGGGAAUGCAUUAUCAGUAUGAAUAAAUGUCUAAAUGUUUAAUAUUUUCUUUUAUUUUUUUAAAUGCCUAUGGAGAAGUAGAAGACUGAAAAUGGAGCUGUAUGAAACCCUUGGGAAAGUGGGAGAGGGAAGCUAUGGAACAGUCAUGAAAUGUAGACAUAAGGACACUGGGAAGAUAGUGGCCAUUAAGAUAUUUUGUGAGAAUCCAGAAAAGUCUGUCAGCAAAAUUGCAACAAGAGAAAUUAAGUUUCUAAAGCAAUUUCGCCAUGAGAACCUGGUCAAUCUAAUUGAAGUUUUUAGACAGAAAAAGAAAAUUCAUUUGGUGUUUGAAUUUAUUGACCAUACAGUAUUAGAUGAGUUACAACAUUAUUGUCAUGGACUAGAGAGUAAACGACUUAGAAAAUACCUCUUCCAGAUCCUUCGAGCCAUUGAAUAUCUUCACAAUAAUAAUGUCAUUCAUCGAGACAUAAAGCCGGAGAAUAUCUUAGUAUCCCAAUUAGGAAUUACUAAGCUCUGUGAUUUUGGUUUUGCACGAACACUGGCAGCUCCUGGGGACAUUUAUACGGACUAUGUGGCCACACGCUGGUAUAGAGCUCCAGAAUUAGUCUUAAAAGAUACCUCUUAUGGAAAACCUGUAGAUAUCUGGGCUUUGGGCUGCAUGAUCAUUGAGAUGGCCACUGGAAGUCCCUAUCUUCCUUGCAGCUCUGAUUUGGACUUACUUUAUAAAAUUGUUUUAAAAGUAGGCAAUUUGACACCUCAUUUGCAGAGUAUCUUUUCUAAGAGUCCCGUUUUUGCUGGGGUGGCCCUUCCUCAAGUUCAACACCACAAAAAUGCAAGAAAAAAGUACCCAAAACUAAAUGGAUUGUUAGCAGAUAUAGUUCAUGCUUGUUUACAAAUUGAUCCAUCUGAGAGAAUAUCAUCCACUGAUCUUUUGCAUCAUGAGUAUUUUACUAGAGAUGGAUUUAUUGAAAAAUUCAUUCCGGAACUGAAAGCUAAGUUACUACAAGAAGCAAAAGUCAAUUCAUUCAUAAAACCAAAAGAGAAUUCUAAAGAAAAUGAAUUUAUAAAAGAUAAAAAAAAAUCAAAUUAUACCAAUACACUGGGGACUACUUCAGUGUUGGGAAAGGAAUUGGAGAAAGAGAAAAGGUCCAAGGACAUGAAAGUCAGAGUGUUAAAAGUCAAAGGAGGAAAAGGAGUUUCUUUAGAACCCAAAAAGGUAGUGUGUGAAGGUGGACGUAGCCAACAGAAUGCAAUUGAACCAGGUUUUCAUACUGUGUCUCAAGAUACAAAACCUGUAAUAAAUGAACCACCACAUCCUGUCAAUCCCAUCGGUAACCCUAAUGGCAUGAAACAUGAUCUGCAUGCUGGAGGUAGUACGGUGAUGCCACCUAUCAAUAUAGCUGGCAGUCAUUUAAUGACUUCAAAUACCAAUCCAAAUGUCUCCCACUCUAACUUAAGGUUAACUGAAAGAGCAAAAAAGAGAUGUACUUCUUCACAACCUAUUGCACAAGUUGCAUCCAGUAACUGGCAAGAGGAUACAACUCUCACACAUAGUCAAGUGGAAAAGGGUGUAUUUAAUGAGCGAACAGGUCAAAGUGACCAAAUGGCAAGUGUGAACAACAGAAAGCCAAAUUUCUUCAAGUCUGAUAGAAACGAAUUCCACUUCCCAGAACUUCCUUUUGUAAUCCAGUCAAAGGAGACUAAAGGAGUGGAAGUUAAACAGAUGAAAGUGCUGAAGAGAGAAUCAAAGAAAACAGAUUUAUAUAAAAUGCCAACUUUACGUAAUGUGGAUCAAAAUAAAGAAAAACAAGAGAACACAGGAAAUGCACAAAAUGAAAUGAAUAAGAAGCUGCCAAAUAUUGGCGACAACCCCUCCCCCACCCCCGGACUGAGCGCCCCCGCCAGACGCGCACCCCGCGGCGGCCCCGGCGCUCUGGGAGCAGCCGCCUUCGCCUCAGCGGGCGCCGCGGGCGCCGCGCGCUCCGCGACCUCGGCCUCCCUUCCCCCUCGCGGCCCGCCCUCGCGGACGACCACGCCCGACAGGCUCCGGGGCCGCGCUGCGCCUGCGCCCGGGCGCCGCCUCCCGCCGCUGGGAUCAGGCCGGCGUCGGCUCUGCAGUUGCGCAGCUCGCGCCGGCGCCUGCCGAGCCCUCCGCGCCCCGCCGCCUCCUGACGCCGGGCGUGACGUCACCACGCCGACGGCCGCCAUUACAGAGAGCCGAGCUCUGAGGCUAAGAGCGAGCGGGGAAGGAGGGCAGUGGCCGGCGGCCGAGCCUUGCGAGGAGCAGCCGCCUGCCGUCAACACCGAGGGACCAUCCCACCCCACCGCCACCACACACGAACACACACCCAGGAGCCGGCGGCGGCGUGUGCGUGUGGCCCGGGUGCGGGCGGCGGCGCGGGAGUAG
Messenger RNA from Sorex fumeus (smoky shrew), 2416 nucleotides. RefSeq names its product cyclin dependent kinase like 3 (gene CDKL3). Gene Ontology annotation, biological process: dendrite extension; negative regulation of axon extension; positive regulation of dendrite morphogenesis. The record is from RefSeq and is a predicted model, not a curated record. The coding region runs from base 44 to 2416 and encodes 790 amino acids. Gene Ontology annotation, cellular component: nucleus. The transcript has 13 exons. Lineage: Eukaryota; Metazoa; Chordata; Mammalia; Eulipotyphla; Soricidae. Gene Ontology annotation, molecular function: cyclin-dependent protein serine/threonine kinase activity; ATP binding.